Messenger RNA from Oncorhynchus gorbuscha (pink salmon), 1736 nucleotides. Its product is annotated as glycogenin-1-like. The record is from RefSeq and is a predicted model, not a curated record. The transcript has 7 exons. Gene Ontology annotation, cellular component: cytoplasm. Lineage: Eukaryota; Metazoa; Chordata; Actinopteri; Salmoniformes; Salmonidae. Gene Ontology annotation, molecular function: glycosyltransferase activity. The coding region runs from base 169 to 1173 and encodes 334 amino acids.
UCACGGAUCACAUGACGCAGAAUAUGGCCUCCUGACUUGACUCCUUCGUCUUGACAGUCGACAGCUGUGUCUUCUAGCUCUGUAUCCACCGAAAAACACCCUGUUAAUUAAACACCGAAUCUAGCACUCCAGACCCUCCCGAGCUACGGCCACACCGAAUAACGGACCAUGGCGGACCAAGCAUAUGUGACGCUGGCCACAAAUGACAACUAUGCCAAAGGAGCGAUGGUUCUGGGGAGGUCGCUACGCAACCAUAACACAACCAAACAACUGGUGGUUCUGAUUGGACCUCACGUAGCAGAGCCCUGCAGGGCCAUGCUGAGUAGCAUCUAUGACGAGGUGUGUGUGGUGGAUAUCUUGGACUCUAGGGACACGGCCCACCUGGCCCUGAUGAAGAGACCAGACCUCGGAGUGACCUUCACCAAGCUGCACUGCUGGACACUCACACACUACACCAAGUGUGUGUUUAUGGACGCAGACACACUGGUGUUGUCCAACAUUGAUGAGCUGUUUGAGAGGGAGGAGUUAUCUGCUGCGCCUGAUCCUGGUUGGCCAGACUGUUUCAACUCAGGCGUGUUCGUCUUUAAACCGUCCAAUGAAACAUACCGCAGCCUUAUGACACACUGCACUGAGAACGGCAGCUUUGACGGUGGGGACCAAGGAGUUCUGAACAGUUUCUUCAAUACCUGGUCAACAGCAGACAUUUCCAAACACCUGCCUUUUAUCUACAACCUCAGCAGCAUCGCUAUAUACACCUAUCUACCAGCCUUCAAACAGUACGGUCAUGAGGCUAAGGUGGUCCACUUCCUGGGGAAGGUGAAGCCAUGGAGCUACUCCUAUGACACCCGGACUGGGAAGGUCAAAGGUCAUACCCUGACACCUGGCUUGGGUGACCUGCACCCUGACUUCCUGGUUCAGUGGUGGAACCUCUACUCCUCUGGGGUCCUACCUGCUCUCAGAGACUCAUAUGGAGAUGCACUGUUCUGCUCCGGCUGCACUGAGGAGGAGGUCUGUGACAGUGUGGUUGAGAUCAUCCUCCCCCCGCCUCCCCCUAAGGCGCCCCAGGUGUCCAGUGAGGAGAGGAGGCAGCGAUGGGAGGCGGGCCUGGCGGACUACAUGGGAGCGGACUCCUUCGAAAGCAUCCAGAGGAAACUAGACUGCUUCCUCAAGUAGAGGGACAGAGGAGGGAUGACGGAUGGAAAGGGCAUCUAUUGGCAGGCCUGAGAUGUGUCAGCCAGGGCGGGGACAAACAGGCAUUCGACCGAUCAGAAGAGAAAGCGGUAGAGCAUGGCGUAUUGAAAAACAGUCCCAUCCUGGGCCUCUCGCUCUCUCUCUCUCUCUCUCUCUGUUUUUCUCUCUCGGUAUGUGUGUGUGUGUGCGUGUGUUUGUGUGUUCGCGUGUGGCCUGGUCCUGCAGAAAUAACCCCUGCAGAGACUGGUCCAUUCAGUGUUUGAACACCAGUUUACUACACUAUGCAGCCCCCAUACCACCACCUCAGCGCAGAAGCCUUGGUCAGUAAGUAAUGACUCAGUAAUAACCUCACUGUGACUCUGCCUCACCAAGUCCCAUCCAGACCCCAUGACUCUAACAGCUCUAACCCAGUUACUCAGUCAAACCUGAUAAUGAUGGGCAGUUGUGCUUUUACUCUUUAAAUUAUUCAGAGAUAUGUCGGUAUGAAGUAUUUCCCUCUAUAAAAUGGAAUAACUGUUAUUUUGUUUAUUAAAGUUUGCAUCCCA